GGAAAAGAAAAGCGGCAGGGUGAAGGAAUGGUUGUGGUUGUCAACUAUAGCCAUGGCUACUUCAUCAACAAUAUUGCCAUCAUCACUCAUCCCAAGAACCAACCCAUCAAUUUUCUCUCAUAACCAGCAAGUGUUGUUCCUUCAAAAUCGUUAUUUGAAUAGUUCAGCAGCUCACAAGACGAAGAUUUCCUUCUGUGUCCUAGCAGCUAAGAUCCCUGCUGGUGUGGAAUUUCCAAAAGUACAGCCACAAUUUCAAGCUCCAUUUCUUGGGUUCACAAAGACAGCAGAAGUAUGGAACUCUAGAGCUUGCAUGAUUGGUAUCAUUGGAGUUUUCAUCGUGGAGUUUAUUAUAAACAGGGGAAUACUUCAGGUCAUAGGAGUUGAUGUUGGGAAAGGUCUUGAUCUUCCCCUCUGAACAAUUAUUUUCUCUGUGCUUGUCACACAGUCAAUUUUAACUCUCUUUUUUAAUGGUUUCAAGAAGAAAUGUUCGCAUUACUGGGUCAUUAGGCAACAUCCAUUUCUGUAAUCUAAAAUCUGUAUUGAUCUAAAUUGUGAGAUAUUCUUGGGUUGGCUUAAGUAUUGCUAACUCUAUUGUGAAUGCAGUGUUGCUUGGUUUGGUACA
Molecule: messenger RNA, 622 nt
Organism: Gastrolobium bilobum
Lineage: Eukaryota; Viridiplantae; Streptophyta; Magnoliopsida; Fabales; Fabaceae
Product: light-harvesting complex-like protein OHP1, chloroplastic
Exons: 3
Coding region: 53-415 (120 amino acids)
Source: RefSeq, a predicted model, not a curated record